Messenger RNA from Rubroshorea leprosula, 1539 nucleotides. NCBI's taxonomy places the organism in Eukaryota, Viridiplantae, Streptophyta, Magnoliopsida, Malvales, Dipterocarpaceae. The record is from the annotation of a GenBank genome assembly.
GCCACCCAUUCUUUAUUUUUCCUUUCCCUUUAAUUUUUAUUGAGAAAAAAAAAGUGACGAACGAGAACUUUGGCAAUGGCGCUCUUCGUGUCACCAAUCAGAUGGUGACUACAAUCAAGGGAAAGUAAUGACGGUGUCAAUAUUUUUCUGUAAUGACGUAGCAUCCUCUUAGUAAUCACCGCCUACGGCUACGAGGUUGCCCUACGAAUCUCAAGAACACUUACUCUUCCCCACAGACCAAACGGUGCGCUGGCAGAUUGAAGAGUUACUGAGUUAGGAGGAAUGGGGAGCCACGUUAACGGCGUGGCUGGCGGCGGAGGAGGAGGAGGAGGAUGCAGCAGCAGUAGCAGCAGCAAUGGAGUGGUGGACAAGGGAGUUGAUUUCGCGCGGUAUUUCUGCACCUACGCUUUUCUCUAUCACCAGAAGGACAUGCUCUGCGAUCGGAUUCGCACGGACGCCUACAUCACUGCGAUUUUUAAGAACAAGCAUCACUUCCAUGGAAAGCAAUUUGUUAAAAGUGAAAUGAGACCAAUUUGGAUCAUUGUGAAGACUGUGUUGGAUGUAGGAACAGGAAGCGGCAUUCUUGCAAUCUGGUCAGCCAAAGCAGGGGCAAGAAAGGUAUAUGCUGUGGAAGCAACUAAGAUGUCUGAGCAUGCCUGUACCCUUGUUAAAGCAAACAAUCUUCAAAAUGUUGUUGAAGUGAUUAAGGGCUCUAUGGAGGAAGUUGUGCUACCAGAAAAAGUUGACGUUAUUAUAUCAGAGUGGAUGGGUUACUUUCUCCUGCUUAAGUCCAUGUUUGAUUCUGUGAUUUUUGCUCAUGAAUGCUGGCUGAAGCCCUCUGGGGUCAUUUAAGUAAAAGCUUUUGGAUAUCUGCUUCACUUGUUUUGUCACAACUUGCAACAUUUUUCUGUAUGCGUUGUAUUUUAUCAAAUAGGUAUUAUUAUUUAUGUUGAAGGGUCUUACCAUUUUUUGUCUCCUCUGGACUGCCAAAAUGUUUUCAGUUUAAUGUGGCCAUCCUAUACUGCUCUUUGGGUAACUAUGGGAUUCAUACUGCAUAAUGCUGCUUAAAAGCAUCAUUCACCAGAUUCUUUAAUCUGAUUUUUGCUAUCUGCAUUUGCACCCGCAUUUAGAUUUCCUUCUCCUUGUGUGUCCUACAAGCUGUUAGAAUGAUUCAUGACCAUUAUCUUUUGUGAAACUUAAUUUGGUUUCCUUACCCUAUUACUCAUAAGUCGUAAUGAGAGAGUUUGCCAUGAUUUGAGAUGAGGCUUUGGAAGUACAGUAAAGAACAACUGAUGUGGUAUUAUAUGAAGAGCAAGGUGAUAACCAACAAGGGUGUUUUUGAAUUGUUAAGAGAAAUGUUAUGCCUUCUAAGUUAUGAUGUAUAGGAAGGCUGGAUUAUUACAAAGUAAAACCAAGGAACUUUAAGUUGUAACUAAUUAAUGCACUAGCCAAAGGGGUAAAGCAAGGUUGGGACUGCUAUAGGGAUGUGAGGGAUAGAUUCAAAUCUUACCUUUCAAAUAAUGAAAAGGAAAUACAUCA